UUGCAACAAGUCCGUGUCGUCGUUUAAACGUUACGCCGCGGCAAUUAUCCAGACGUACAUUAUUGUUACAAUGUUAACGAAAUAGCUAAAUUUAUCGAUAGAAAAGGAAUGUGUAGUGUUAACCGUGUCGUCUUGAAUUAUAUUGAUUGUAUUGCACAGAAUAUCCAUGAGAACUAUGUCGAUAGUAAUGUGAAAGAUCAGAAGAAUUUCAGUAAUUGAAAUUGUGACAACAGUGAGGCGAACAUUCAUCGUUAAUAUGGAUACCAGAUACUGGGUUUAUUGGAUUUUCUUCGUUCUUUCGAUUGCGACAACAGUCACAUACAGCUCCCAAACAAAUCCUCAGACGGAAUAUCCAAGCAAUGAAGAACGUAAUUUCACAGUCGCGUGCAAAAUAUUGUGCAAAGAUUCGCUGACAUCGAACAGACCGAAAAGAGAAGCACCACCCGAAUUUACAAUCAUCAAACAUAAAUCGCGACCGUCUAAACAUCGUCCCAGCUAUCGAUCGCGACGGCGUCCGAAACCUAAGCCUGUAUACGGGCCACCGAAUUUCAGUUACGGUUCUCCAAUAUCUGACUACACUUUGGGAUAUACCACCCAAGGGAAAAAGACGAAAAAUGGGGCGACAUCCAUUUUCAGUAACAGUAACUUAGACACACAAUACGAAACGGAUUUCGCUCCGUCGUUAAACACAAAUCUGUACAGUGGUCACAAUUCAUAUGAGUCCACAUUCAAAGGGAGCGGAAACGCAUACAUUUCACCACCUUCAAGCGGAUUGCUGCCAUCUCUUCCUAUUGUAAAUUAUGGAUCGGAUGCAACGUUGAGCUUUACACCACCGCCACAGGAAACGUAUUCAAAUCAGGGAUAUAAACAUUUCGGCGAACCGCCGAAAUUACCGAAAAUUCAUGACCUUACAGGUUCCGGUACACAUAACGUAAAAUCGAUACCUCCAAGUACAAAUUAUGGAGUGCCUGUUGUUCAAAUUCACCAACAGAAUCAACCGCAAAAUAUUCAAACAUCAAAUAAUCAACACCAAGACUCGUACAUUUCGAAUCUGUACAACUCUUUUAGCACACCGACCCAAUCGCAAAAUUUCAACAAAUUGCCCAACUUACAAUCAACGUACACGAAUAAUCCAAUACUCUCAAAUGCUGGUAUCGUAGGCAUCGGAUUAAAUGCAGCUGCUGGGAUCAGUCAGAAUUCCGGCAAUUCAAAUUCCGGUAAUGCAAAUGCAGGCACCUUCAAUUCUGGUUCCUACAAUUCGGGAAACUAUAAUUCGGUGAAAUUCAACUCUGGCUCCAUAAACAAUGGAAUCAGUCCAUCAGAUCCUUCAUUCAAUCAAAAUACCUUAAAUUCGCUAACAUACAACACAUACGCAACGUCUCAGCCACCGCAAGUUAAUUACGUUCCUUCAUCGGUGACCAUAAGCAGUUCAAAGGAGAUAACCCUGAAUCGAAAACCGUCAUCUGGAAAAUUUGCCGAACCACCGGCUAACUAUGUUAACUCGUAUCAACCCCCAAUAACCUCAUACGAUGUUCCGAUUCAGCAUGACCCGUCAAAGACGACGUACAACGUUGAUGCACCAGAAAAUCAAUUUCAACCAACAAUUUACAAAUCUCCUCAAAAUACUUGGAAUCAAUCACCAAGCACAACAACUGAACGACACAGGUAUCUACCACCAACGCUUCCCACCGCCUACGACAACAAUCAGUUUAACAGUUUUUCCAGGGAAACUGACUAUUCUAGCAACUAUAAUCAGCAUACGGAUUUCCUCGAUACUGACGGUGACUAUGGCAGCAUAUUCGAAGUACGACACGAGUCCAAGAAAAUUCCAAAAACGAAAUUGACGAAAACCUACGCUGGAACAAAUCUAAAAACGGAAGACAGCUCAAUUGAAUCUGUCGAGAUACCAUCCGACGAAUAUGUGGACGAGCUUAUCAGUGCACCAACAACGAAAAAGCCUCGAACACGACGACGUCGACCCAGACCGACUGUCCCAUCAACAACACCACACAUUUUGGACACGGAAGAUUUACGUGAUGCCUUUUCAUCCGGCACAGUUCAGUAUUCGUUGGCUGUAAAUCCGAAUGAAAAAUCAUCAAAAAGCAGCGCCAAAUCCCAGUCGAAAGUGGCGAAAGAUAAAAAUUUUGUACUUUUGUCAGCAGCUAAUACGAAUCGCAACUGGAGCAGACAAUAUCCGAAGAGACCGGAACCAUCAUUCGAUCCAAUUAACGAUGUUAAAGAAUUUCUUCAAAAUGAUUCGUCGGGAAAGGCUAAUAGUAGUAACAACGGUAUCGAAAUUCUAUCAAUACAAAAAUCGAAAUCGCACAGCUAUUACGCGGGAACUGUGGCUCCGCCGAGAUCGUUUAAAGAGAAAGGGAUCAGCGCCAGAUACGAUCAGCCCAAAUACGACGACAGCAUGUUCAAUGUUGUUUCGACGAAUGUACGGAUGGCCAAUAAAAAUAAAUCGAGCUCGCACCUGACGACAACUGGGUCUCGGCGAACGAAGAAACAAAACUUUGAAGAGAGUAAAGAAGUGGAAGAUGCCGCAGCGUCAAAGGAUAUUGAUCCAAUUUUUUGGAAUGGGCAUAAAUUGCCAGAUAAUCAUAAAUUAGCGAAAAGGGUCGCGUAGGUAAGACGCGAACCGUGACGGUUCGCUCAAAUUCACCAUUUGAAUUAAUUCUGUUUUUUGUUGUUAAAUAAAUUAAGGAAAAAUGUU
Molecule: messenger RNA, 2716 nt
Organism: Bradysia coprophila
Lineage: Eukaryota; Metazoa; Arthropoda; Insecta; Diptera; Sciaridae
Molecular function (GO): oxidoreductase activity
Source: RefSeq, a predicted model, not a curated record